GAGUGAAUGGUGGCUACUAGAGUAAUGUCAGUAGCAUAGCGGUGUAUGUGUGUCGAGUCAGGUUCGUCCAAAAAUGCCGAGUCAAGAGGUCGUAACAACGAAGGUUGUGGUCCACCCGCUGGUGCUGUUGAGCGUGGUGGACCAUUUUAAUCGGAUGGGGAAAAUCGGAAAUCAAAAGAGAGUGGUCGGUGUUCUCCUGGGCUGCUGGAGGGCCAAGGGAAUCCUCGACGUGUCUAACAGCUUUGCAGUACCCUUCGAUGAGGAUGACAAAGACAAAAGUGUGUGGUUUCUUGACCAUGAUUAUCUUGAAAAUAUGUAUGGAAUGUUCAAAAAAGUUAACGCUCGUGAGAAAGUAGUUGGUUGGUACCAUACUGGGCCUAAGUUACACCAAAAUGAUGUUGCUAUCAACGAGCUAAUAAGAAGAUACUGUCCUAAUUCAGUUUUGGUGAUUAUCGAUGCCAAACCGAAAGAUCUUGGACUUCCUACCGAGGCAUAUCAAGCAGUUGAAGAAGUACACGAUGAUGGUUCUCCUACUUCCAAAACUUUCGAGCAUAUUCCAAGUGAAAUCGGAGCUGAAGAAGCGGAAGAGGUUGGAGUAGAGCAUUUAUUACGGGAUAUCAAAGAUACUACAGUUGGUACCCUCAGUCAAAGAAUCACGAAUCAAUUACUUGGCUUGAAAGGUCUUCAUGAACAAAUCCGGGAAAUUAGAGAUUAUUUGCUUCAGGUUGGUAAUGGAAAAUUACCUAUAAAUCAUCAAAUUGUUUAUCAGCUUCAGGAUAUCUUUAAUUUAUUACCGGACAUGACUCAAAGUAGCUUUGUCGAUUCGUUAUAUGUAAAGACGAACGAUCAGAUGCUCGUUGUAUAUCUAGCGGCAUUGGUUAGGUCCAUAGUGGCGUUGCACAAUUUAAUUAACAAUAAACUGACCAAUCGUGACGCUGAGAAGAAAGAGACGGAUGGGAAGAAGGAUACGAAAAAGGAAGAAAAGAAGGAAGAGGAAAAAAAGAGUGAGGAAAAGGCGAAAACUAAAAGUCAGUGAUCAGAGCAUUUCUAAACUUGCUCAGUUACGAGAUUGAGACUGUUAAAGUUGAGGACAAUUAAUGACUCUGUGUAAUAGUCCACACAAACCUGUUCACUAUUUGUACAGAAUUAUAUUCCACUUAUAAAUAUUGACAUAAAAACAGUUUAAAUAUGUAUCAGAAACAAGCAAAUUGAUUUCCGAACUGGUUAGGCGUAAUACUGUGAGUUUUUAAUAUAUUAAGCGCAAGAGAGAACAUAAAUGAUAACUCAACAUUUCUGCGUGUAUUUUGAGUCUAAUAAAUUAUGUAAUAAAUAUAUCAAGAAAUUUAUAGAAUAA
Monomorium pharaonis (pharaoh ant) is the source of this 1354-nucleotide messenger RNA. It is a transcript of the gene Rpn8, whose product is annotated as 26S proteasome non-ATPase regulatory subunit 7. The record is from RefSeq and is a predicted model, not a curated record. Gene Ontology annotation, cellular component: proteasome regulatory particle; proteasome complex. Gene Ontology annotation, biological process: proteasome-mediated ubiquitin-dependent protein catabolic process. The transcript is spliced from 5 exons. The coding region runs from base 74 to 1036 and encodes 320 amino acids. Gene Ontology annotation, molecular function: protein binding; metallopeptidase activity. NCBI's taxonomy places the organism in Eukaryota, Metazoa, Arthropoda, Insecta, Hymenoptera, Formicidae.